AUGGGCGUGAAAGUAGCAACAACCUCCACCUUCCAUCAAUGGGUGUCUCAUCCCACACUUCAUCAUUCCUCUUCCCUCUCUCAAACCCUAGCUUCGAGACGACGUAGCAUCGGAAACGUGUCAUGUCGCUCGGUGGUGCAGAGCCAGAGGCUUAACCCUCUCUUCGGGAAGAAUCUCCGGCACUCCAAGUCUUGUGAGCUCUGGGAAUCAUCGAGACCCGCUACUAAAACUCAAUUGAUUCGCAGAGCUUUCAGCCCAAACGUGGAUCCGUUUUCCGAGGAAGAGUUUGCGAAACAGAUGCAGGAGCUCGCUCUCAAAUUCCAACUCUCCGACGAAUCGGAGAAGACAACCGAUGAUUCAGUUGACCAUCGAUCGAUCGACAUCGUAGGAAGUCAAUUAUUCAGUAUAAUGGACGGUGUUGACAAAUCCAAUCCAAGGUCAGAUUCAAUGGAACCUCCGUGGCCGGAGAUGGUGCAAAUGUCGAACAUCGAGAGGAAAGCGAACAGCGUCGAUCUCCCUCUCUCGCUUCGGAUCAUAAAGAGAAAGCUACAGAUGGAGGAAGGAGCUAAACAAGUCGGCGAAUCAGCGACCUGCUCUGUGAAGAGAGCCUUCUCGUCGAUGGUGUUUAUGAUUCGAGAGCUCCAGAGCUUCGCACUGCACAUGAGAGAGCUUCUUCUCUUCGAAGAUCUGCAAGGAAUUUUGCUUCGCGUGAGAAAAGAAAUGCACGCGUCGUUCGUCUGGCUGUUCCAGCAAGUUUUCUCCGCGACUCCGACGUUGAUGGUCUCUGUUAUGAUCCUCCUCGCCAAUUUCACUGUUUACUCUAUCGGCAGCAACUCCGCCUUAGCCGCCGUCGCAACGCCUCAUCCUCCGGCAGCAGCCACCGUCUCUUUCAUCUUCGAGACGACGGAGCUGAGCGAAUCGGAUAAUAAAUUUGAUUCCUCGAUGAUUAAGACGUUCUCUGUUUCUUCAUCUUUCGUCGGCGGUGGCAGCGGAGGGAACAACAAUAUCCCGCCGGUGCAGAGCGGAACAGACGGAGACGGAUCUGAUCAAUUCAGAAUACCAUCGUCAUCUCUCGGCGGAACAGCCGCGGAUUCGGAGGCGUCUGUGUCCGGGCAGGAGGAAAUUAGGCUGUGGAAAUCGAUCGUGGAGGAAUCGGAGAAAAUGGAGGCGUUGGAUCACGAGACGAUGAAGCAGAUGGUGUCUCCGGUGGAGGCUCGGUUAGAGGCAGAGGAGUCCAUGGAUUACUUCAAGACGGAGCUUCUCUACCAAACGGGAUUGUCUCAGCAGCCCGAUAACGUUCUUCUCCUCGCUAAUUACGCCCAGUUUCUAUACCUAAUCAUCCAUGACUACGACAGAGCGGAGAAGUAUUUCAAGAGAGCAACGAAAGCAGAGCCAGCGGACGCAGAGGCGCUGAAUAAGUACGCCACGUUCCUGUGGAAAGCGAGAAACGAUAUUUGGAGAGCAGAGGAAACGUUUCUAGAAGCGAUCUCUGCGGAUCCAACAAACUCCUUCUACUCUGCGAACUACGCACAUUUCCUUUGGAACACCGGUGGUGAUGACACGUGUUUCCCUCUCGAUGCUCCACCACAACAGAACACCACCUAA
Molecule: messenger RNA, 1605 nt
Organism: Microthlaspi erraticum
Lineage: Eukaryota; Viridiplantae; Streptophyta; Magnoliopsida; Brassicales; Brassicaceae
Source: the annotation of a GenBank genome assembly